Diversispora eburnea is the source of this 972-nucleotide messenger RNA. The record is from the annotation of a GenBank genome assembly. NCBI's taxonomy places the organism in Eukaryota, Fungi, Glomeromycota, Glomeromycetes, Diversisporales, Diversisporaceae.
AAUGAUAAAGAUACCACUUCGGAAAACGCCAAACUUAAAGCUAAGGUUGUGAAACUGGAACAGAAACAGUUACAAACCGACGAAGAAAAGAGCAACCGUAUUAUAUUACGAAUUAAUACUACCUCUAUCGAAACGGAAAAUUCUAACGAUACUCCUGAACAGACAAACUUACGCUGUGAUAAUACUCUUGUAACUAAUAUAUUUGACAACACUUCAAAUUCUGAUAUACAUCAAGAGCUUUCAUCCCAAUACCCCGCAUCACCUAUUCGCACAGAGAGUAAAUCAUUGGAAGAUAAGGAAGUCGAUGAAUCCCUGAAUUCAACGUAUAGGGAAAAAGUUAGUAACGAGAUAAUUCAGAGCAUUAAGGAGAAGAGGCUUCGAGAACAAGAGACAAUCAUAACUUCCCAGGAUACUGUCCCUAUUAUCACCCGUGAACAAGGUUUUAUUCAGGAAUUAUUUUCAGUAAAAAUAUUGAGGAAAAAAAAUCCUAUAACUAUACUUUCAGUAUUAAGAAGUAAAACAUUGCUAAAUUUAGUCACCUUAUACCGGAAAGCUUGUAAUGUGGAAAAGCAAAUUCAAAUGAUUAUAGAUCACUUCACCAAAAGGCCUGAUAUAGAAUACACCGAUGAUCAGGACAAUUCUUCAGAUGAUUUACCCGAAACCGAGGUGAGUAUACCUAUUGAUCAAGAUGAGUCAAAGACUCGAAGCUCUACUUUCUCGGAAUUAUCAGAAGCUUUGGUAAAUACAUCUACUGGAACCGAGGUAAGUGAAGUAAGUGAUACAAAAGCCAAUGUAAAUAAACCACAUUCUUUAAUUACUGCUUUAUCUGACGAUGAGCCAGAAAAUUUCUCUGACGACAAUGAUGAUAGGAGCUUCUGUGGGUUUUUUGACGAUGAUGACAGAGGUUAUUAUUAUGAUUUAAAUACUGGUGAAACUUAUACAAAAUCGAACCGUUCAAUUUGUGCAUAUUAA